UGAAAAAUGUUAAUUAACAUUCGUUAGGCAAUAAAUCUUUACAUCUGGCAACCCGCUGUACAAACCAAAACCAUUCUACGACCCUGAACCGCCUGAACAUGAACAUGGAAUCGACGAAUAAUUGGAAUAUUAUAUCGAGUCCGUCGCUUCAACUUCAACUUUGCUCGCUGGUUCCCAGUUAGCGCAACGCGCAGUGCAGUGAGUGGAGACAAGUGUAUAUAUGUUUGUAUAUAUAACUUUCACAAUCAUGGCGAAUCCAAGAAAAUUCAGUGAAAAAAUUGCUCUGCAGAUGCACAGACAAGCGGAAGAAACUGCCAGAUUCGAACAGAUUAUGAGGGAAGUGUCGGAAGCCACUGCUCAGACAGAGGAAGCUACUCAACCGAGGUCUCUUAAUCAUAGGGUAGGAAGACCACGAUCACAAGCAGGACCAAUAAGAAGACCACACGACAGAAGACUGGAUACUUCACCCUAUUCAAGCGGUUCGUUUUUAAGUCCACCACCAGAUACAAGCUGGGGUAAUAGACGAGCUAACAGUGAUUCAGCUUUACAUCAAAGUGCAAUGCAGGGUUCUAGUCCUGAAAGAAACGAUAAUACCAGGCAUAGGUGGAUGGUGCCCGAUAACAGAGAAAGAAAUGACGGACGGCCCAGAUCGAGCUGUGAUGUAUCUCGAAUAUCUCCUAGAAUACAUGUAUAUCCUUCGCCUCAGGUGCCAGGCUCUGUACAAGUACCAAUUGGAAAUAAUACUGGUUCUCUACCAGAUCUCACGAAUAUGGACUUCUCAUCUCCAAUAUCAGUACCCCUAGACCAAGACAGAGAUCAAGGAAGCUCACCUUACGGUUCUGAUUAUUUAUUUCCAAAUCAGUACGUAGACCUUGAUUCAUUUACUCCUGUGAAUGCAUUUCAGAGUCCUGUCAAUGUAAGCCCCUCAGCAUCACCGACUAACAUACAUCAAGGGGUUCGAAAUCAAAACCGAUUUCAUUUCAAUCAAGGACAGACGCAUCCUCCUCAUUCUAAUCAUUUAUCAGUUCCAGUAAAUCCUAGAUAUCCUCUUCGUCCUCACAAGGGUCUGCCAUUAGAAGAGAACAUACCAGUUAUAAUAGAUGGAGGGCCUCAUAAUGACAUGUCAAAUAUGUAUCGGCAACGUUGUUCUCCCCCUUCAUCAUCUCCGACGCGGCCUGGCACAUAUAGAUCGAGACCGAGUCCACAUUCUUCUCCUAGUCCUGGAGGUAGACAUUCAGCUCCUUGUAGUCCCGGUGCUCCUAGUCCAUUAUCAAACGAUUAUCACUCUCUGUUCAGUCCACAACAAGCCACACAAUUCCAGCAGAACUUCGAACAGUUAUCGAUGUUGGACAAUCCUGUCAACACGGUUUCCUAUGUAGAAGAUCAUCAUGUGGCUGGCCAAAUGACUCAAAACAAUCCACAAAACUUAUCAGAUGUUUCUGGUGCUACAAAUAUAGAAUUAACGUCAGAUGGAGGCUACUACAGUACUUCACCAUCGCAGCUAAUGUAUCCAACCACAUCGCCGAGCUUGCACACUACUCCAAACACACCAACUAGCAUACCCGAUAUUACAUUGACAGACUUCUCGUCGGCGUCAGAAGAUACAACAAGGCAGGAUUUAGCAGCAGUAAAACAGUUUGAACAAGAAUUAUUUUCUGAAGAUGCAUUACGAAGUAGUUUGGAACCGCUAGGCUUAGAUGAAUUCCAAAUUUUAGCAGAAAAUGGUAUUAAUUUCAUACCAGAUACCAUAGAAGAACAUUUCAGACUGGAUCAUUCAUAACAAAAAUAAAAAAGGUUUACUGCCAUCAUAUCUUGUACCUUUGAUAUACACUUCCGACCUUUUUGAACUUCUAGAUGUGAUCUUCAACUCUACUAAUGUCCCAGCUGAGCGGAUGAGUGAAAUGUUUGAACACAAGAAGGUUGAAUGGUGUAGUUAUCAACAUUUCUAUUUGGUGUAGUCAGGACAGAUGAUGAAAAUAGAAAGAAAUAUAAAUGUAAUGAUUUACGUUUGUGUCAUAAAAACCAAUUAAUUAUAUUUGAAGACUGAUAGCAGUUUUACACUGUUUUAACGAAUUUUUGAAUAAUUUGAAUCAAAAAAGUCAACAUUUGAUAAUUGAAUAAGUGGGUUCAACUUUUCUUAAUGUAUAUUUAUUGUUUGUAUGAUAAGUACACAAUAAAACGUUUUAUUAUAA
Molecule: messenger RNA, 2192 nt
Organism: Coccinella septempunctata (seven-spotted ladybird)
Lineage: Eukaryota; Metazoa; Arthropoda; Insecta; Coleoptera; Coccinellidae
Product: CREB-regulated transcription coactivator 2-like
Exons: 11
Coding region: 221-1780 (519 amino acids)
Biological process (GO): protein homotetramerization; positive regulation of transcription by RNA polymerase II
Cellular component (GO): nucleus; cytoplasm
Molecular function (GO): cAMP response element binding protein binding
Source: RefSeq, a predicted model, not a curated record